This is a messenger RNA of Lagopus muta (rock ptarmigan), 6652 nucleotides long. It is a transcript of the gene ACKR4, whose product is annotated as atypical chemokine receptor 4. NCBI's taxonomy places the organism in Eukaryota, Metazoa, Chordata, Aves, Galliformes, Phasianidae. Gene Ontology annotation, cellular component: membrane. The record is from RefSeq and is a predicted model, not a curated record. The transcript is spliced from 2 exons. Gene Ontology annotation, molecular function: scavenger receptor activity; chemokine receptor activity; chemokine binding. Gene Ontology annotation, biological process: G protein-coupled receptor signaling pathway; immune response; chemotaxis.
AAGUCACAAACACAAGAAUAGUUUUCAAUAUAAAAAUCUCAGUGUACAAUCAAAUGCAGCUUCGUAUGGACAAAUCUUUCCUUUCGUGCUGCAGGAACAAAGGAAUGCAAUCUACUUCUGUGUUUAUACUGAGUAAUCAGACAGUAAGUAACAAAAUCCAUCUUAAUCAGACAGUAACAAAAUCCAUCCUAUUGCUUAAUAUGAAAAAGGGAGUCAACUUGGGAGGAGAAAACCAAAAGCCAAAUAUCCAACCCUCCAGGGUCCAGCUCCACCAUCUUUUCUGAAGAAAAGAGAACAAGAAGGAACUUGAAUCUGUUUGCUUCUGUCUGCAUUACAGCUUAACGUGUGACCCAAAAGCAAACCUGAAGCUGUGAUGCUGCCAUUUCGAAAGCAAAACUUCUCAAAGCUGUGAAGACUGAAAGAGCUGUAUGGGAAUGAAAUGUCAACCCCAUGACAGCCCUUGAGUUGUGCAAAUAAGACUACUGAAGGCUACCACUGACAACUUUGCUACCAAUUCAGCAGCUCUGGAAUUAGGGUUUUGCUCCCCCUUAUGCGUAUGAUUUUAGUUUGUGCUUCAAAAAAGAUCUCAUUGUAAAUAGUUAUCUGAAAAUAAUUUGGUAGCACUUCAAGCCAUCAAUACACACCUCUGUACCAUUCUAAUGUACAAGUCCUAAAAGAUUUGGCCAUUGAUUAAGGUGCCAUAAUUCUAAGAGACCUGAUCCCCACUAUUUUUUCCUUUAAAAGUUUCCUUGUACCAAAGCAUGCUCCCAUUCCUUUCAACCGUCUCAUGCAGGCAACAAAGGGAAAGAAGGGCAGGAUUAUACUUGACAUAUGUAACUAUUGGCAGCACCUUUAUCACAAGGGAGAUGUCAAGCUCCAUGGAGAUUCAAAGAUUUAACGCAUGCCAACCUCAGGUGUUUUGAUGCCAGAAACAAAGAAGGCUUUGUAGCUUUUCUGGCAGCUGUUCUCACCGGGUUUGGGAGCCUCCAGUCUACACAGUGCAAUCAGCUGGCUGUGAGAUGAGCUGCUCCCUUAUGAGAACCACUGCUGUGAUGGGCAGGGAGUGGGAAGAGAGAUUUCUUUCAUUCUACCAAACUCUGAGGGCCAGACUGCUGGUUGUCUGCCUUCCUCUUCUGCAAAAUAUGCUCUUCGUCCGCUGGCCUCAAAGCACAGUUAUUUGUGGCCUACAGGCUGCACUACACCAACGCACUGAAAUAGCUGAAUGAAAAGCUGGCAUGGGAGGGGAUCAAUCAACUCACUAGAAUUUCAGAUAGUUGACUCCUCUGGACAAAUACAACAAGCAGGCAGUGAGCCCCCACAUAGCACACGAUACACCUUGCAGCAUAGCACCGUAAAAGGAGAAAUGCUGUAUUCAUGAGCAGCAUUCGACUUUUUUCCCCAGAGAAUUGCACAUGUGUUUAAACCACAUUUAUCUUGGUGUGGUUUACAACAAAGGUUAUUUUCCGGAAUCACGACAAACAGUUUGUAAACUAUCUUCAAGUUAUAUCCCUGCUUCAAAAAGGGCAGCAUUCCUCCGUUCUAUGUAAAAACAAACAAACAAAAAAAGCAGAAGUUGAACUUAGUGAGGAGUUCACUGAGAAGGAGACGUCUGGCGAGGAGUUCUCAAGGAGCAGCAGUAAGUUUCAAAUGAACUUUUCAUCCAUCUGUGCACAGGGAAGGAAGACAGCUUCCUGGCCAUUCCCACUUCUCAGAGCUGUUUAUCCAACUCUGAAGUCCUGGUGCAGUGUAGGUCUCCGAAAGACUGCAUCGCUUUGAAAAAACGCAGACUGCCUGGAUGGAAUAAACCCCUCAUUUAUAAAUGGCAUUCAAACAUUCCUUAUGGAAUUCCAAGAAGCUGCUGGAGGAUGCGGUAAGAGGCAGAGACGCCUGUCCUUUUGGCAGGAGUUAGCAGUAGUUUCGCAAGAAACAAUUCAACAAAGAGAAAUAAGAGAGGUGUUAGGUGAGUUUUAAGCAUAGAUCCACACAACCUGUCCACAACUUUUAUACCACAACACUGCUACAUUUGGAGACACUGCAAGUUUAAGCAACUUUGUGUAUUUUUAAAACCCUUCAGACAUUGGCAUAGGCAAAGACAGGGAUAUUUAAAAAUGCACUCCGGGGGUUGAUCAGAAUCCUACCAGUUGCCUAAUCACUGUUACCAGAGGGCAUAAGAUACUCAAAAUACUGACCUUCAAAAAAUCAACUUGCAUAUGAAUUCUUCUAGGUAAAGAAUGCUGAAUGUAGCAUAGACACGAACAGCACAGACUUUACUCUAAAGAGCUGCUCUACAGCCUGGUUUCAUAAGCUAGUAACGAUUUUUCAGUGUCCAGCCUUCAAAUGUUUGGCUAGGGACACUAAGGCAGGACAAUCUACUACCUGAAUAUUCAGAAUACCUAUGACUUUUGUCAUGUUGGCUGCUGACUGAUAAGCCUGCUGCGUUAUGUUACCCUUCCCAGCUAAAGAUCAUAGAAUCAUAGAAUGGCCUGGGUUGAAAAGGACCACAAUUAUCACUUAGUUUCAACCCCCCUGCUGUGUGCAGAGUCGCCAAUCACCAGACCAGGCUGCCCAGAGCCACAUCCAGCCUGGCCUUGAAUGCCUCCAGGGAUGGGGCAUCCACAGCCUCCUUGGGCAACCUGUUCCAGUGUGUGACAUUUACUGGCUUGGCAACUUCCUAGAAAGGCACUGAUGAACAGAUGAUCCAGACUGUCCUGCGAGAUGUCAGGUGGAUGGCAGUGUGGUACUGGUUGCCAUCAGUGAGAUCUUCCAAUGGAUACAAAAGGACCACCCUCCCAAGAGGUAUUUUCUACUUUCUGGCACACUUGCAGUCCUACAGUUCUCUCCAGAUAACACUGCUGGACACCCAACGUAUGGUAAAGGUUAUAAUGGGCUCUCAAGGAAACAGGAAGCCAGACAGUGCUGGGGAUCUGCAGAAAAUCACCAGAGGCGACUCAGUUGUGCACUGAGUGUGGCCACUACUUACUCCCAGCCCGAGUUCACAGCCUCUGAUGGCACCAGUGAAGGCAGCUGCAGAGUUUAGGAAUGUUUUCUUCCCUCUCCUCCAUCUUCCUCCAUAUCUCUAGGAGCUUUCUCAGUUCUACCACGACAACUCUAUCUUGAUGGAGACAGUAUUAAGACAAAGAUAAUUCCAGAGAACUGAAAGAUUCACUUAUUUUAAAGAGAUACAGCCAGGACUCUUAAGCAGUGACACAAGUUGCAGGAAGCAGACAUGCUGGAAGCAACCCAAAUAUCCUUAUCUACGGCUGUGGGGAAACACCACAGUGCUAUGACAGCUCAAGAUGGAAACUACAGAACUAUGCACAAACACUGCAGAAUUCUUUCUUUAGCUUUUAAUUCCUCUCCCAAAAUAUUCUUCUUUUUUGUUGUGAAUGUAAAUGAAGCUAUAAGAAAUUGCCUGUUACUUUCUUUGCUGACCACAGUAAAGAACUUUUCCUUUCCCAUGUUCCAAAAUACUCAAAAAAAAGACUGAUGACUGAUUCAGCCACAGCAAGUGGGUCGAUUGAGCCAGCAUGGCAAAAAGCAAAAACUGACUUGUGGUCUGCCUAACAUCUCUCCCUGUUUGACAUCAAUACUGCAUUUACUGAAACUCACAAGGAUACAGGAAAAUCCAAACAGAAUAAAAACCCUGGGAGAUCACGAGGGACUCCUGACACUCUGCACAGGGUAAUUCUUGCAAAAGAAGCCAACUUGAGCUGUACAGAUCAUGGAAAUCUGAGCAAGAUCCAGCCUUCUUAGGAAUUCUUAGUACAGGUAAGUUCACACCUCAGUGCAAAAGCAAAAUGUCUGCAUGCAAAGCUCAGAACCUUUCCAUCCUUCUUUUCCUGUAAAAGUAUCAACGCUUUAUAGCACAGGCAAUACACCAAAAGCAGAAGAAACAUUGCCUCAAAGGAAAACAGCAUUGUUUCGUUUUCUUCUACAACACCUGCCUUGCUUACAGUUCCUAUAAAAACACAUUACCAAACUGACUUGAUUAUGAGCCUGACUGGCAACAUCCAAGGCCCUGAGAACUCUCCCGCAGGGUGCAGGGCUAUCUGCUCACAUACUUGUUGAUUCUUUCAUAUCUUUUAGGUAUCACAUUCCUAGUUUCGUCCCACAGCACAAUACUGGAUGAGAAAACUCCUCUGUCUCACAAAAAGCAAACUUAUUUUUUUGUUGUUACUAAAACACAGCAUAUAAGGCUCUCUUCAAUCCUUCUACAGGUAGCCAUCAAAAGCACAGCACUGCUCUGAUGAAACAAUACGGUGACUCCCUGCUGGCAGCUGCCCCAGACAGAUCUCUCCUCUUUUUCCUCCUCUUCACAUUUUAAAUGUGUAAUUUGUCAAAAGCCUCUUGAUUAUGUGAAGCAUAUCUGGACAAUGUUGAGAAAUAAGAAAAGAGCACUGACGUUCCAGAGAACAUUGCAUUCAGGGUCGAACAGGAAGGAAAAUAGGAAACGUGAGAGUUCAAUAGGAAAGGUUCCAAGGAAAACAGGAUUUGUUGUUGUUGUUGUUAUUUUUUUUUUAAACUGGCAAAUCAAAACGAAAGUGCAACUGCCUUCCAGAUUGAGGGUGUGGUGCUUACUGACAAAAUGUAAUGCGUCGGACCAAGUCAGACCAUUCCACUGAAGCACAUCUCACUUAGAGCAUCUCCUGCCAGCCUGCUGACAAAAGCUUUGCCAUGGGCUGGGUGAACAACUCAACUGAUUACUGGAUUGAGGAUGAUGAGCAUUACCUCAACUCUGAUAUAGAUUAUAACACAUACGAGUUUCUCUGUGAAAAAGAAGAUGUGAGAAAAUUCAUGAAGGUAUUCCUCCCUGUGUUGUAUGCAUUGACUUUCACUGUUGGAGUUGCUGGAAAUUCAUUAGUGGUUGCAAUUUAUGCCUACUGCAAGAAACCAAAGACCAAGACAGAUACGUACAUCAUGCACCUAGCCAUUGCUGAUUUGCUCUUGCUCUUUACGCUCCCCUUUUGGGCUGCAAAUGCAGUGCAGGGAUGGGAACUCGGAAACUCAAUGUGCAAGCUCACUUCUUCCCUUUACACCAUGAAUUUCAGCUCCAGCAUGCUGUUCCUGGCCUGUAUCAGUGUGGACAGAUACAGGGCCACCUCCCAACGUCACGGAAGAGCUGGAAAACACUGCAGCGUUACCAGCAUCUGUGUCUGGCUGUCUGCCAUACUGCUCAGCAUACCUGAACUGAUAUUUAACCAAGUCAUGAGACACAAUAAUAGGAAUGAAUGCCUUCCCGUAUUUCCAGCGAACAUGGAAACACUUUUAAAAGCAACCAUUCAGAUCCUAGAAGUUAUCCUGGAGUUUCUGCUUCCUUUCCUAGUAAUGGUGACCUGCUAUUCAGUCACUGCUCGGGCAAUCUUUAGAUCUGCAAACGCUAAAAAAUCUAGACCCUUCAUGGUUCUGCUGGCAGUAGUGGCUGCUUUCAUAAUUACCCAACUACCUUACAACAUAGUUAAGUUCUGGCGAGCCAUAGAUAGCAUUUACCUAUUGAUUACUGACUGUGAGGCAAGUAAAACCAUAGACAUUGCACUCCAGGUCACCAAGAGCAUAGCACUGUUUCACACCUGCCUCAACCCAAUUCUGUAUGCCUUCCUGGGUGCUUCUUUUAAAAUGCGUGUUAUGAAAAUAGCAAAAAAUUAUGGGUACUGGAGAAGACAACAACAGCAUGAAGUACCUGAAGAAAUCUCUAUGAAUUCUGAAGUCCGUACUGAAGAAACAAUUAGCUUCACUAUAUAGACUGUUCCUUUCAUUAUCUUAAUCAAAAUAGGGAUUACUUACUAACCUGGGGGUUAUUAUUUCGACAGCUGUUUCUCUGCAAGUCAUCUUUCACAUGAAUUUUGAAGCCUGCAGACAAGCCAAGACACUACACUGGAGUUCAAAAAUGGAACAGAUCAAAAUUAAGCACCAGGCAGGAAAAAAUACUGAAAAUACUGGAAACAAUCAAGGUAUUUAUUAAAUAAUUUUUUAAAAAUAGCAGCAAACAAAAGAAAACAAGAUCAAAAGGGUCACAGCAACAAAAUAUUAAAUUGCUGUGUAGUGAAAAAUCAGCACACGUCUAAACAACCAAUUUAAAACAGAAAAGGAAAACAUCAGCAAUAAAUUGACAGUACAGGAACCUUUGUACCAAAAUUCAAUAAUCUUAUGUUUCUCCAACUGCUCUGUAAAGCUUCACAGCAUUUGACUAAUAACUCACUUCCAUUUUUUUCUCCCUAGUUUUCACUCCAGAGACACAGGUGCAGCUUAAAAUGAGAUAUAAGUUCACAAUUGAGAACUGAGAGAAGAAAAAAAGUCAUUUUCUAUGUGCCUGCACAAACAUAUAGCAACAAGAACAGCCCCCACAAGAAACACUAACUCCUGCUCUGUAACUACCAAAACCAAUCUUUCAUCUCUCCGUUUUCUGCUCAUCCUAAAUUUCAAUAAGCCCAGUGGCCAACAAGAGGCACAUUCCAGAUCUCUGUAAACGUAAGAUGAAACAUGAAUGUCAAGGUAAUGCAAGCAAAGCAAGAGCAAAAAUGCUCAUUUAAAGUUAACCUUCAGACACUGGGCCUGGAAUUUUUGGUUGGAAUUUGUAAAAUAAUGAGAUAGGGAGGUAACUAAAGCCUUUUAAAAUAUGCAAAGAUACAAUAAAAUAUACUCAGUGUGUACUGAC